AUGGCACAGAAAUCGUCGAACACCCCGACUCCACUGCAGUCAAUAGUAGCUGGAGCUGCUGCGGGUGGCAUCGAGUCUCUCACAACAUAUCCGACCGAAUACGUCAAGACAAGAAAGCAACUUUUAGGCGCAUUCUCGCCAUCGCCCCUUCGACUUCUCAUCACGGCUGUCAGAGAUCAUGGCGUCGGUGUUCUGUAUACUGGAGCUGGGGCUUUUUGCGUUUCCAAUGCCUCGAAGUCAGGCAUCAGAUUCCUGACGUUUGAUGCGAUCCGAAACAAGCUACCUCGGGAUCACAAGACAGGCAAGCCUACAAGUUCAUCGAAUAUGCUGGCUGGGGUUGCGGCCGGAGUUGCAGAAAGCAUCACCGUCGUGACUCCAGGCGAAAGCAUCAAGACCAAGAUUGUUGAAGACAGAGCAGGCCCUCGCACAUUCAAGUCAGCUGGCGAUGCCAUGCGGUGGAUGGCUUCCAAUCAGGGUAUAAGUGGUUUCUACCGCGGAGUGGUGCCGGUGACAAUGAAGCAGGUGUCCAAUGCCCUCGUCAGGUUUACAUCUUACCACGCAAUCUUUGACUUGAUAGAACCUUGCUUGAAAGAUGCAGGCAAAGGGAGUCUCGCGGCUUCAAUAGCUGGAGCGUCAGCUGGUGUUGCCACUGUAUAUGCCACAAUGCCCUUCGAUACCAUCAAGACUAAGAUGCAGAGUGUCGGUACAGGUAGCGAGAAACGAGGAACUCUGCACGUCCUGACUUCCAUAAUUGGGGAAUCCGGCAUUGCAGGUUUAUGGAAGGGCACGACGCCUCGGUUGGUCAGACUUAGCUGUGACGGUCAGAUUCCGGCAUGCACAAACUGCGCAAAGGCAGGCCAGGUAUGCCUCGACGUGGAUAGCCAGAACUCAAACAUCGUCAUCCCUCGAAAUUUUGUUGGGGCUGCUCGCGCAAGGAUACAAUGGCUCGAGAACAUCAUCAGAGAACGUGCACCUGAUGUAGAUCUGCAGUCUGGCCCUCAAAUCGAGCAGGCACCAGAUCUCGGUAGUCGAUCAGUGGACGAGGGAGGAAACGAAGAAGGGGAUACGUCGACGACACCAGCAGCUACGAUUCCAAGUCCUGCCCUGCAAAUCAUAUCACGAAAGAGAUCGGCAGAGGCGUCUGAACAGCCCGAUCACGAUGGCUCGUUCCCUGAACGCGCUCACUCCGUCGCUGUCAACCUGGGCAUGUUGUCCCUCAAUUCAGACUCCCCCCAAAAGCAUUACCUCGGUUCGAGCUCCGGACUUCUCUUUGCGAAUCUGAUAGGAGCCUCGCCAUCAAGUACCGGAUCCACGCCGCAGGGUAUGGGUGAUAACGUCAACACGGGCGACUUGGAGUGGCAAGACUCCGGAGUGAGCGCAGGUCACAACAAGGCCUACUAUCAGGCUAUGCAUGCCUUUCUCAAAAGUGAACUACCUACCAAGCAAGAGGCUCUGAUCCUCGCUCACACAUACAUUCGCUGGGUUCACCCCGAUUUUCCAGUCCUGGAGCCCUCAUCAUUGUUCAGUGCCAUUGAUGCCAUCUACUCCUGUGUCUUUGAAUCUGGACAAGUAGAUGACUCAACGCACGGUUGGCCCAGCACCAUGUCCUCGUUCCGCUGGAAUGGACGUCUAGUAACUCCUGGAGUCCCGGAAGAUCACGGUGCGACCCUACCUGUGAUUGCCUUUAUCAUUUUCAUGGUGUUCAAUAUUGCAGCUAUUGUAAAGGUUCGGACUCGUGUCUACGAAUUCCCGCCGCAGAGGUUCUAUAGCGCCGCUGUGCAUUUCUCCAAGGAUGCCUUCUCACAGAUUUCACUUCCUACGAUCCAGGCUAUGGUUAUGCUUAUCAAUCAUAGCAUGCUGAUGCCAGCAGAGAUAAACCUGUGGACCCUGGUUCAUCUUGCAUCGGCUCACUGUGUCGAGCUUGGCAUACAUCGGGAGCACCACAGUGAACGGCCUGAAGACUUUGCCAUGAAACAGAUCAGGCGUUUCACCUUUUUUACGGUAUACUCCCUCGACAGGUCUAUAUCUUCCAUCCAGGGUCGUCCUCUCGGAUUCAGGGAUGAAACAUUUGAUAUUCAACUACCCGAGUCCCCACCACCGGAGGAUGAUGCCAUGAACGGGGCUAUUCCACACUCCUUUAUGGCAGCUGUUACUCGAUAUGCAUCUUACACGUACAAGCUUGACCGGAUUGUCUCCGACAUCAAACUGCACCUCUACCAUCUACCGGGGGAUUCCAGCUGGUUUCCUUGGCCGGAGAACCCAGCAGAACAUCAGCAAAGGAUUAGACAAACCCUCGACAGCUGGUGGCAAGAGGCUUCUCAAGACGAAUUCGACUUUCCGAGCCUUGACAAUCGGCAAAGGGAAGUAUGGAGACUGAAGCUCAGGAUAAAGUAUCACACGGCAACAGUAUUGCUUUUUCAGCCAUCCCAGGUGGUCAGGAAUCCGCCUGCACAAGCCCUCCAAACUUGCUUUGACAGUUCCUCAAGCAUACUGGAAGGCUACGAGAGGUUGCAUGAUCUCCACAGUCUUCAUCACGGAUGGAGAGCAGUGCAGAGCAUUUUUGCAGCCGGAGCUACGCUGAUCUACUCAUUCUGGACUUCGCUGGAAGUUCGCAAGAAAGCCUCUACGGAUGUAAUGUCCAAGAAUCUUCGGACCUGUUCCAGCCUCCUUACUAUCGGCGGCGAGUGGUGGCCAUCCGCGAAGAGUGGCCAGCGAAGUUUUGGCUCUGUAGCCGAUCUCACGAUGAGAAAGUUGUAUAUGGACGACUCUCCAUUCAAGGUCCCGCGUCUAUCUCAAUGCUUGACUACAGGAGGUCGCUCUGCCCGCAGGGUCGAAGAACCAGGAACAGAAGGUGAAGGCAUCACAAUGUUGGAGAAUUCUCAAAUUUUGGGUGGCAUGGAACAGCUUCCACUCGGACAAUCAGACGGGACCUGGCAAGGAAUUUCUACCACUUCUGAUGACGACCAGGGCAUAUGGCAGGGCAUCAACAUGGGAAGACCGGACUUUGUGCCAGAGAUUGAAAUGUUUUUGGCCGAUUUUGAUAGGUCAGAGUUCACAUGGAGUUUCCCUCUGGACGCCAACAAGGAUCUUGACCCAUUCGGAACGCACCCGAAUCCUGGUUUCUAA
Messenger RNA from Fusarium keratoplasticum, 3126 nucleotides. Its product is annotated as Fungal-trans domain-containing protein. Lineage: Eukaryota; Fungi; Ascomycota; Sordariomycetes; Hypocreales; Nectriaceae. The transcript has 6 exons. The record is from RefSeq and is a predicted model, not a curated record. Bases 1 to 3126 code for a protein of 1041 amino acids. Gene Ontology annotation, molecular function: DNA-binding transcription factor activity, RNA polymerase II-specific; sequence-specific DNA binding; zinc ion binding. Gene Ontology annotation, biological process: positive regulation of transcription by RNA polymerase II; DNA-templated transcription.